Molecule: messenger RNA, 1020 nt
Organism: Plasmodium vivax (malaria parasite P. vivax)
Lineage: Eukaryota; Apicomplexa; Aconoidasida; Haemosporida; Plasmodiidae
Exons: 3
Coding region: 1-1020 (339 amino acids)
Source: RefSeq, a predicted model, not a curated record
AUGGAUGAUUUAGAAAGACAGAUAAGAGAAAUACCUGAAAUCGAUUUUUUUAAUAAAUUAGAUUCAAUUCAGGACUCCGAAGAUAUGAACGUACAGGAAUAUGUAAAGGGCUGUAAUCAUUUGCAAACAUAUUACAUAGAACGAUAUUUUCGAAGAAUUAUUAAGAAUUAUGUUCUUUAUGAUAAUUGCAUAAAAAAUUAUUCUAAAGAAAAAUGUUGUCGAUUUUUUAAAUACUGGAUACAUAAAGAAAAAAAUCAUUAUAAGAAAUCAUAUAGUAAUCAGAGUUCAGUAUGGGAAUAUUGUUUUCCGUCUUUAUGGAGUAAAUUAAAGGAAACAUAUAAUAAUUCUAAUUAUAAUUGCGAUAUUGAAGAGAGUGAAAAUUAUUCAUAUGCCGUUAUUAAUAUAAACGCAUAUUUAGAUGAACUACAUUCAAUUAAAAAAUUUUUAUGGGACUCAGAUAAUGAGCCUUCUGAUAGGUAUAAAUGUUUAAUCUAUAAUAUUAAAAGGAAUGAUUAUAUGAAAAAUAUAUUUAUGCUUUUGUUUUCUAUCACUAAUUUUAGCACGAUAAAAAAAGAUCAAUUCAAAAUUAGCGAAGAUUGUUCUUUGCUAAAAUUCUUUAGUUAUUUUCCUGAAAUAUGUUGUCCAGAAGAAACAAAGACGGAAAAUUUGAAACCAUCAAGCUGUGAAUGCCAAGAAACGCAAUUAUUAAUACAAAAGACUGAUUGUCCUGCUUCUGUAGUAAAAGAAAUUGUGGAAAUACCAAAAAGCUCCCCCAGUACUUCACCAUCUCAAAUUGUUGUACCUGCUAUUUUAACAUUUAUAGGAACUUUAUUUUUAUGCUACCUUUUAUAUAACUUCACUCCUAUUGGAUCUUUAUUAUACACGCGUAUUAAAAAGAAAAAUAUAUAUAAAAAUCAAGAAAAAGGGAUAAUUCCAGAAGCAUUCAUAAAAAAGCGUAAUGAUGACUAUUAUCAAAAUUCUCGAACUACUGGGAACUAUAUAUCAUAUGAUCCUUUAUAA